Molecule: messenger RNA, 3360 nt
Organism: Aedes albopictus (Asian tiger mosquito)
Lineage: Eukaryota; Metazoa; Arthropoda; Insecta; Diptera; Culicidae
Exons: 1
Coding region: 1-3360 (1119 amino acids)
Biological process (GO): DNA integration
Molecular function (GO): nucleic acid binding
Source: RefSeq, a predicted model, not a curated record
AUGGUUCACAAGUUUUGGGAGGUGGAGAGUUUUGAGAAGGGAAAGGCGCUCUCGUUGGAGGAGCUAUACUGCGAGAAUCAUUUCCGAAAGACACACUAUAGAGCUUCUGACGGUCGGUACGUGGUUCGUUUGCCGAUUCGUGGGGAGAUGCUUGACUCGUUGGGAGAGUCGUUCAGAAUCGCCGAGCGGCGGUUUUCGGCAAUCGAGAGGAAGCUGUCGUCUGAUCCACAACUACACGCAGAGUACUCGAAGUUCAUGGAUGAGUACCUAUCGUUGGGGCACAUGGAAGAAAUCAAGCCUGAUUUAUCUCCGUCUACCCCGCACUUCUAUCUUCCUCAUCACGCCAUUCAGCGGCCCGACAGCACCACCACGAAGACACGCGUGGUGUUCGACGCUUCGUGUCGCGGCAGCAACAACAUUUCGCUGAACGAUCUCUGCUAUAUUGGUCCCACCGUCCAACCGCCCCUCAUCGCUACACUAGUCAACUUUCGCAUUCCUCGCUUUGCGGUGAGUGCGGAUGCCGAGAAAAUGUACCGGCAAGUGUGGGUUCACCCGGAUGACUCUUUGCUGCAACUGAUCCUGUUUCGGGAGAAUCCAGCCGAUGAAUUGAAGACUUAUCGGCUGAAAACGGUAACAUACGGGACUGCCCCUGCACCGUAUCUCGCUACACGCGUUCUCAAUCAGCUCGCCGAGGACGAAGCCGACAAGUACCCCCUCGCUGCCCCAAAGGUUGGAAAAUGUUUCUACGUUGAUGAUUAUUUCUCGGGGGACGACAACGAACAACGCUUGGUGGAAACAAACCAUCAGCUAAUCGAGCUGCUUCGUUCAGGCGGAUUCAACAUGCGAAAAUGGAGCAGUAAUAGUCCCACUGUGCUCUCCCAAAUUCCGGAAUCGCUUCGGGACGCUCGAACAGAACUAGAUAUCAGCAAAUCUGACUCGGUGAAAGCUCUUGGACUUCUUUGGCACCCACAGUCAGAUGAAUUUAGCUUCAACGUUCCAGAUCUCACGUCUUCUGAGCCAAUCACAAAGCGUUUGGUUCUUUCUGAGAUGUCACGUCUUUUCGACCCGAUGGGAUUAGUCGGGGCAUCCAUCGUUGGUGCAAAAAUCUUUUUGCAAGCACUGUGGUUCGAAAACUUCAGCUGGGACGACGUUUUGCCGGAGAAAUAUCAAGAGUGGUGGAUCCAGUUCCGCAACGAGAUUGCAACGCUAUCUUCGCUUCGAAUUCCACGUCGCAUUCUCAUCGAAGACUACCAAGCCGUAGAAUUUCACGUCUUUUCAGAUGCUUCCGAACAUGCGUACGGCUGCUGCAUGUAUGUCAAAUCCAUAAGCUCUACUGGGGAACAGCAAUGCAACCUGGUGAUAGCGAAAUCGCGUAUCAGUCCACUUCGUAAUUUGUCUAUUCCUCGUCUCGAAUUGUGUGCGGCAGUUCUCGGCGCUCAAAUGGCCGAUUUUGUAUUGGAUUCGACGAAACUGGCUUUCCCGGUUACAUUUUGGACCGAUUCGUCGAUCGUUCUUCAUUGGAUAGCUUCGUCUUCUACGCCGUGGAAGGUAUUCGUUUCGAAUCGGAUUGCUGAAAUUCAUCGGCUGACAGGAGGAAGUAUGUGGCGGCACGUCCCGACUGAGCUGAACCCUGCGGACAAGAUCUCGAGGGGAGUCUCUCCGUCGCUGUUGAUGGAAGAUUCGCUCUGGUGGCACGGUCCCCCCUACCUUCGGCAAAAUUCGGAUACUUGGCCGGAGAACUGCAUCAAACUAACACCACUACAUCAAGAAGCUCGGAAAACCGAAUUCAAACAGGUCGUUUCAGUUGUAGUCGCUCACCAUGAUACGAUUGAUCUCAUCGAACAGCAUUCAUCGCUCUCCCAUCUACAACGCAAGGUCGCAUGGCUGCGGCGGUUUGUUAAUAACUGCCGCACUAAACCACCUGAAAGGCGCAAAUUUGGUCCGCUUUCGCAUAUGGAACUGGAACAAGCGCUGAUGGAGCUCGUCAGGCAAACGCAGCAGGUCUAUUUUUCGGCGGAAAUCGAAUUCCUCAAGAAGUACAAGGGGACUAUCCGCAAAGCUUUUUCGUUCAAAUCUCCUUUAAAAACCCUCUGCCCGUUCUUAGAUUCGAAUGGGUUGCUGCGAAUUACUGGUCGGCUGCAGCAUCUCGAUAUUCCGUACGAUACCAAACACCCAUUGGUAUUGCCCCAAAAGGCCCACCUAACAACGCUCAUCGUGAGAGCAACGCACCUCCGAAUGUUACAUGCUGGACCACAACUUCUCUUGUCGACGUUGCGCCAGCGCUACUGGCCAGUGCGAGGCCGCGAUCUUGCCAAAAAAGCUGUUCGGGAGUGCAUUACCUGUUUUCGCUGCCGUCCCAGAAAUGUCUGCCAAAUCAUGGGACCAUUACCUGCAGUGCGAGUUACGCCGUCGCGCGCGUUCACCCACUGUGGCGUCGAUUAUUGUGGGCCGUUUUCGGUUUCGAUUCCGAAUCGUCGCGGUCCGUCGGUCAAGAUACAUGUCGCGAUUUUCGUAUGUAUGUCGUCGAAAGCGGUACACAUCGACAUGGUGUACAACCUUACGUCCGACGCGUUCGUGAACGCAUUAAAGCGCCUCGUCGGUCGUCGCGGUCGUGUCUCCGAUAUAUACUGCGACAACGCACGAACUUUCGUCGGAGCAAAUCGUAUGCUCGAAGAGAAUCGGAAGCAAUUCGACGCGAUGCACCGAUCGCGUGAACUGCACUCGUUUUGUGCAGAAGCUGGAAUAACUUUCCACUUUAAUCCAGCCCGUUCACCCCACUGCGGCGGCCUCUGGGAGGCUUCCGUCAAGACCUUCAAGUACCACCUCUACCGUGUCAUGAAGGAUACGGUACUCAACACGGAUGACUUCAACACCCUGAUCAUUCAGAUCGAGGGAAUAAUGAACUCUCGUCCACUAUGUCCGAUGUCGUCGGACCCCGGAGACGUCCUUGCCUUGACACCAGGGCACUUGCUCGUGGGAGAACCACUUUGCUCUCUCCCCGAGCCCGAUUUAUGCAAUACUCCCAUUAAUCGUCUCAAUUCGUUCCAGAAAAUGCAACGAAGCCUCCAGCAUUUCUGGAAAGCUUGGUCGCGAGAUUACGUAGCCCAAUUACAGGACCGCAAGAAGUGGCCAACUGUCCAUCAGGACAUCGAUGUAGGAACGUUGGUGCUCCUUAAAGAUGAUAACGCACCUCCGAUGCGCUGGAAUCUCGGUCGGAUCGAAGAGGUAUUCCCCGGUAAGGAUGGACAUGUUCGUGUAGUUCAGGUUCGAACUGCACACGGGAGCUACCGACGAGCAAUCACCGAAGUGUGUCCACUUCCCAUCGAGGAUCCCUCUCCCCAGCAGCCUACCACCCACUGA